This is a messenger RNA of Talpa occidentalis (Iberian mole), 2808 nucleotides long. It is a transcript of the gene MRNIP, whose product is annotated as MRN complex interacting protein. The record is from RefSeq and is a predicted model, not a curated record. Gene Ontology annotation, molecular function: chromatin binding. Lineage: Eukaryota; Metazoa; Chordata; Mammalia; Eulipotyphla; Talpidae. Gene Ontology annotation, biological process: mitotic G2 DNA damage checkpoint signaling. Gene Ontology annotation, cellular component: nucleus. Bases 365 to 1216 code for a protein of 283 amino acids. The transcript is spliced from 6 exons.
CUAGGCUACCGUAACAAACAGACACCAUAAUUGUGGCAGCUUGACCUAUCAGUUGUUUCUCUUGCUCUUUUAACAGUUCUGGGAUGGAUUGAGGUCUGCAGGGUCACUGUCUUUAGUGUGAUCAUUUGGAGUCAGAGGCUCCCAUCAUCUUGAGGUUCUGUUAUUCCCUAAGGCUUGUCUCUUACUUACCCACAGCUACUGAAAGAGGCAGGAGCACAGAAAAGUAGCCAGGAGACUUUUAGGAGACUUUUAAGAGUAGCCAGGUCUGGAAGUACCCCAUUUUCCACUGGAAAAAACUUAAUCUCAUGGCCACACCUAUCUGCAAGGAAAUACAGUCUAGUCUGUGCCCAAAUAAGAGAAAAGCAUGUGUCUUAAUUUAGCCAGUGGUCUCUGCAUACAGGCUUACGGUGAGGGAUCUGCUGCCGACUGUAGAUGCCAUGUCCAAAAAUUAAACCUGCUACAGGGACAGAGUUCAGAGAUGUCACUCAGUCUUUCCCUAAGGUCUCUGGAAGAACCUGGAAAAGCUGAUGACAAGGAGAAUGCAGGUCCUCGGCAGGCUGAGCAUGCCAGUCUGCAGGAAAAACCCCCGCCCGUGGAGAACCGCUGGCUGAAGUAUCUGGAAAGGGAUGCCAAAGAACCGGGCCUGGAAGGAGUGUGUUUCAGCAGACAGUCCUCAUCCGAGACAGGGAAUCCAGACCCUCCCUUCAAUAAAGACCUGCCUAGAAAAAGGAAAUGGAACCAGAGCAUAGUCCAGCCUCCACACAGCCCUGAUGUCCAGGAGUCAAGCAACUCUGAGGUCACCUGGAACCCCCAGAAGGGCCAGGCUGUCCUGGCAGAGGGCCAAAAAGGCAGUAGUUGUGAAGACUGGGACAACAGGGGACAACCACCACGGCCUGCCCAGCAGGUCAGCGCAACUUCCAAGUGGAGACGAUUUCUUCUGUCACCUGAAAACUGUUCCUGUGUACACACGGACUCCCCGACACUCCCGCAGAGAGCACUCAGGCUGGCUGAACAAGCGACCCCAGGACCCCAUAACCUCAGUGAAGGGCACCUGAGAGGCUCCCCCAGUGCAUUCCAGCUCCUGCAGACCACCCAUACCCCCAUGUCUGUGUCUCCCAGGGCCUGUGGGAAGACCCCAGAGCAGCCACAGGAACUCCCACUUGUGCAACUACGUGACCUCUUUAAAACCGACGAGGACUUUGAUGACAAUCUGUGAACUGAGACUAGAGUAUUAUAUUGAGACAUAUGUGUUAUAAUGUCAAUAGAUCUUUAUAUAGACGUUUGUUAAUGUAAGCCCUUGUCUACUACACACCUGUCACUGGAAACACGCCUCCCCAAGUUGCUUUUAAAUGGGACUGAGAACAGUUUAUGGGAACUACCAAAAACUGGCAAUAAACAUGGCUGUCAAACAGAUCAUCUCAACAGUUACAACAGCUUUGAUUAAAGUGCUUAUACCAUUUAAUUAGUUCGUUUACAAAUAUGGGAACAGAAUGGCUACAAAGGGGUUUUCUUACUGUCAAAACAGACACCUGGAAACGAGAACUACAGUGGUUAUGGAACAGGCAGCAGUGAGUGAGCGCCCACAUCAGCGCCCCUUCGUGGCCCUUCAUUCCCCAGAUGAAAGCCUGGGCUCUCUCACCUCCAGCACUCCUGCAGGAGUCUCGUUCUGCUGGUGGUGCUCUGCCUAAACCUGGAGCAGAAAAUCAACUACUUGUCAGUCUCAAUCUACUAUUAGUUACUUUUUUUAAAAGCAGAAGGCCAUUAGGCAAGAUACAGUGUGCACUGCUGGCGUAACCUGGCAGGAAGAGCAAGGAUGUGAUGUGGUGUGGUGUCAGCGUCUCCUAGCACGGAGUCUCCCUCUGCCUUGGGGAACCUUGGGACCUUGGGGGCCUGGCUGUGUGGAGCCAGAGCACCCAAGGGAAACUGAUCAGUGUUUCUCAGACAUCAAAAACAACAUCUCUCUCUUUCUCCCUCUCUCUCAUACACACACACUGGGAGCUCCCUCCCUAUGUCACUUAUUCUAUUGCCCUAAAUGGCUUCAUGCAUCCCCACCCCCCAGAUUCUGGAAGAAGAAUGCAGAUAAACUGGCCCUUAUAGAGGCCCUGGGGUACUACAAUAGCACAACACAACUAUGAGACAGGGGACACAGAACAGGUGGGCAAAAAUUGUCACAAUGGCAGUGAGUGCUUUGAAUACUGGAUGGUGUCCAGGGCAGCCCCGAUGUCGUAAUUCUUGGUCUGUAGGAGCCUGGUGAGCCACCCGCCUUCAUCAGAGAAGCCCAUGGACAGCAUCUGGGAGAGGGACUCAAUCAGCCGAGGAUCAGCUUCUGCCAGAGAGAGUAAUAAAAACCAUGACAGAGUCACUGGGCCCCACGUGCUGCCCAAACACAGCAAUAUCCUGUCCAGCCAGCAAGUAUCCAGCACCUGUAGGGCCAAGCCCAGCACAGCCCGCCAUAGGGUCUCCUAAUUCUCACCAAGGCCAGGGCCUGCAAGCUUUUUUGGUAAAAGGCUUUGCAAAGAGGAACUACUCAAAGCUCAGAGGGCCAGCCAUUUGCCUUCUGCCAGAGACUGCAGCAUCCCCCGCCAAUCUGCUGGGGUCAGAAGAGCAGCUGCUUGGCUAUGCAGUUGUCUGGUCUCUGUCCCAACUACUCAACACUACCAUUACAACAUAAAAGCCAGACAACAUGUAAACAAAUAACCGUGGCUAUGUGCCAAUAAAACCUGACUCUGAAAUUCGUAUUUAAUGUUCACAUCUUGACUUUUUCCCAAUCAUUAUAAAAAUGAAAAAAUCAUUCUCAGCCCACAGGUU